GCAGAGAGCUGCACGCUCUCUAGACCCUUCAGGCCUCUUUGGGGCUCUUGUUGAAGGAGAGGGUGAGUGGAGUCGCGCGCAGGUGCGGUGGUGAAAGCGUUCGGUCGUUAAAUGGCCGGAUCGAAACAGAAGCGUUGAAGUCAAGCGACUUCUGAUCAAAACAGAAGCCUCGACCCGAAAGGCCUUUGGAUUGGAAAAAGAAGUCUUGCGAAGAAUGGACUUGGGGACUUCGGAUCGAACCACAAGUUGUGAACUGAAAGGAGGUCGGAUAGACACAGACCUGCUGACCGCGAUGGGCAUGAGGUAAUAAUUGGAUACUCGAUGCUCGAGGAGAUGUUAGAUCGGCGGCGGAGGAGAAGAAGGGGUGUUCAAAUUGGUGGUGGUUGGUUGGAUGGAAACCCAGAGGGCAGGUCGCCGAGGGGCGAGUGCGGAAUGACAGUAGAAGUGAGUGUAAAGCAGGAAGGGGGAAGGAACUUGUGCUUCGGCGGGGAUGUCGCCUUUAUGAUCUUCAGUUACGCCUCCCGAGCCGGCGGCCUCAGAGGUGUGAGCCUUGGAGAGUAACCCGGAAUCACACUGUGGCACCAUGUUUCAAAAUUACGCUAUUUCAUCUUGGUUCGCGGCACCAGUAUUGCCACUGUAGUAUGUUGGUGAGGUGCACACUGGACACCCAUGACGACCGCACUCAGUCGAUGCUUCCUUGUUCCAUUUUCCAGUAUGUGAACAGCACGGCGAAACGCGGGCAGGUACGGGAGCGAAAUCAUACCAUUUGACUGUAGUGCAUUUGUUUGUUUUGUGGGGAUGGAGGGAGAACCCAAGUGAUUUGUGAUGUUCUUUGCUGUGUGCAUGUCUGUGCGCACACGUGUGUGUGUGUGUGUUGGGGGGGGGGAGCAAGAGAGGAAGGAGUAGGUAGUUAGACAAAGGUCGUGGUAAGAGAGAGAGAGAGAGAGAGAGAGAGAGAGAGAGAGAGAGAGAGAUUCUAAUAUUGGUGCUCCAACCAGGGAGGAUAAAGUUUGAGGUCUUUGUACAUUGAGUGGUACAGGAAACUCAUCAGCUCGAGAGAGAAAGGACUAGAUUCAUUGCACCUGACAGGGAAUAGCUGUUGAAUGUAGAGACUAUAAUGUGCUUGGUAAUGCAAUGGAGUCUCAAGAGAAACUGAUGAAAAGAGCAGCAGCAAUCAUUUCUCUUAUGGCAAGAUUUCUCCUCUGGUGUGGUCUUCUGCUUCAAGACCCCGUGGACGGCGACAGAGUUUUAUGGUGGAUUAUCUUGGUUGCACCACAGACUGACAUUGAGAUGAGAUGGCAGCUGUGAGAAUAAGACUACGGGGAUGAUGAUGCAUUUGAGAGAGAGAGGGAGAGAGAGGAGAGAAGCUAGUGAGGAUGGAGUUUCGACUCGGACUCGGGGGUGAAAGAUUCCUGCUCAAAAAGGUGCAUUUGGCUGGCGCGUGAUUAGUAUAGGCACUAGGCAAAUAGGUAUAUAUAUUUAUUGCUGAAUGCUUGUUUGUUUUUCUUUCCUUGUUCUUGAGCCGUUGAACCUUUGCUGGGGAGUAUGACCGACUGGUCAGGUGCAAUGAAUCUAUGAAAGGUUUGUCUGUGAUUGCAAUUGCUUUCACUGCCAUUCAGGUUAAACUGUUAAGCCUUUGCUCUUUCSCCCCCCCCCCCCCCCUUUUUUUGCUCUUUUUCCCCCCCCCGUUUUUUGCUCUUUUUUUCUCCCUUUCUCAUUUGUCCGUUCAGACGUUUUAUCUCAUCAGUCGAUGGCCUGAACGCACCAUCCCAUCCUUUGCAUUCCUAUUUGUCAGUUCUUGCUGGUGCAGGCUUGAUCCAUGGAUGUGAAUGGCGCGGACGCGUUGUGAACCUGAGCCCCAUCCGGUCCUUCGUCACUGAGCUAUCUCACAUGCCGGCGGCACACACGUCAGACGAAGCAGUCUGUUCGGCACAGUCAUGCUUUUCUUGAGUGUACAGCGAAUAUGACAAAACACACACGCACACACACACACACACACACACACACACACACACACACACACACACACACACACCUGGAGCGACUACGCCGGCCUUUCCAUUUCGGUUCAGUUCUUUCGCCAUCAUAGGCUUGCUCCUUGUGGACAUAAAUGGCUCUUUCUGCAACGCAUUCCCGACCUGCCUAAUUCCAAUCGAAUUCUUUGCCGGUGCCUACUCUCUCCUCCGUCAACGUAUUGCUGCUAUGCUACGGUAGUUGUUCUUGUGCUAAUUCGGGCGGGGCCUCGUCGUCAACUUGGAUGGACGAGGAUAUUUUCAUGGUACACAUAUUCGAUGGUUGUUUUAAAUGUUUCUCAGUUGUGGUAUUUUAGUGUGUUGAACGGUCGAACUCGCAGAGAGGCGAUACGCUUCUCUCUGUUGCUUGCUUUCGUACCUGGACGACUUCAGACUCGCGGCAAUUACACCACUAACAGCGAACCACCACCUGGCCAGAUGACCGUAAGUGGCGGUUUCAAACCUCUGUAGCCUCCGGUAUUUUGGUACUCUGAACAUUUAUUGAGAUUUGUUGAACGUAUAUGGCGGACGGG
Messenger RNA from Chara braunii, 2545 nucleotides. Lineage: Eukaryota; Viridiplantae; Streptophyta; Charophyceae; Charales; Characeae. The record is from the annotation of a GenBank genome assembly.